AUGCUUGCGUCAACUGCGAUUGUCACCACCCUGUUGUGUUUCUGCUCGCUCCAUCCUACUUUUGGGCAGGACUGUCCAAGCAGACAGGAAAUUCAAGGCUCUUUGAAGCAAGUCCAGAAGCUCCUCUCGGCCCAUGAAGCCUCGUACUUGCAGAGUCUUCGCAACCUGAAGAAGAAGCUAAACCUGCUUCAGAGCAACGCAGGAAAACAGACCACAAGAGCCACCAACAGUACCUGCUCAAAACUGGAUGCACCCGCCAAUGGGAGAAAACUCGGCAAGUCACACAGCGUGGGCCACGAGGUUCACUUUCUGUGCGACCCCGGUUAUGAACUUGUAGGAUCAGAGAGCAGGUUUUGUCAGGAAAGCCUGGCCUGGAGUGGCCAGCAGACUUCCUGCAGAGACAUCAAUGAGUGUGCGUCCUCUCCUUGCUUGAAUGGCGGGACAUGUGUGGAUGAAGUGAACCAGUUCUCUUGUGUCUGCGCCAAAGGCUGGUCUGGAGCCACCUGUCAGAGCCCCGUGCCAACAUUCUUUGUCACCAUCACCAACACCUCUGCCGCCACCUCCCCAGCCACCGCUGCUGCUUCCACCUUGCCUGCUGCCACCACCGGGCCCUUUGUUCGUCCAUCACGUUGCACUGUAACGCAGGGGACCACCCACUGCACCUGUGAGCCGGGGUACACCAUCUCUGGCAGGGACAGCAACACUUGCACUGAUAUAGAUGAAUGUGAGCUGUUCCAUAAUGGCCAGGCUGGGAGAUUGUGUUUACAUGCUUGUGUUAACACCCCUGGUGGCUAUCGUUGUUCCUGUCCCGUCGGAUACAAUGUGACCCGUGAUGGGCGCAGCUGUAAAGACAUCGAUGAGUGUGCCACCAGACAAAACAACUGCACAAAGGACCAGAUGUGCAUUAACACAUACGGUGGUUUCCAGUGUGUCCGUGUGGACUGCCCUAAAAUCCCUAAUGCUACAUACGUCAAGACGUCGCCAAUGCGUUGUGAACGUAACCCCUGUCCCUUGGACAACAAGGCAUGUUCUCAGACCCCAAACUCCUUCUCCUAUCAUUACCUGGCUGUCGUGUCCAACCUGUCGGCUCCUCGCGUCAUGUUCAGGGUCUCAGCACUGCGUCCAAUAGGAGACACACUUCGCUUCUCUCUUCUGGGUGGAAAACAAGCUCGACGCCACUUCACAGUCCAGCGUUCAGACCGCGUGACCGGGCAGCUGAUGCUGGUGAGCCCCGUGCAGGGCCCUGCAACGCUGGAGGCAGAGGUGGAGAUGAGUGAGCUAGAGAGACGAGUCCAGCUGGGGAGGUACAUCACCAAAGUGACCAUGUUUGUUUCCCAGUAUGAGUUCUAG
Messenger RNA from Acanthopagrus latus (yellowfin seabream), 1350 nucleotides. Its product is annotated as fibulin-7-like. Lineage: Eukaryota; Metazoa; Chordata; Actinopteri; Spariformes; Sparidae. Gene Ontology annotation, molecular function: calcium ion binding. The record is from RefSeq and is a predicted model, not a curated record. Bases 1 to 1350 code for a protein of 449 amino acids. The transcript has 8 exons.